AUCAUUAACUGCUUCUGUCCGGAGCUGGGAUUUUGUUCCGCUCCACAGAGGAGCUUUGUUAUUCCUGACAAAAUGUGUGUGAGGUAUCUGGGACUUGUGCUUCUGGCUUGGCUUCCUGGCCUUCUGCAAGCUCAAAUGCAUUGUAGUCCUCCACAGCUCACUCGUGGCUAUUUUGUCCCACAGCAGGAAAAAUAUAAUCAUGGACAAACGUUGACUUAUAGCUGUGACACUGGAUUUAAGCCGGUGGUGGAGGGCUGGUGGGCAAAAAGCACAUGCCAGAACGGCGACUGGACUCACACCCCUAACUGCACAGAUAUUAGCUCCUGCCUUCCACUUGCUUUUGAAAAUGGGAAGUACGAAAACGCACAGAGGGGUUUUUAUAAUAACCAAGAGACGACCAAGAUCAUCUGUGACGAUGGGUUUGACACGAAACUCCGCUCUGGCAGUAUUCAGUGCUCAAACGGAACAUGGUUUCCCCUGCCUGUUUGUGAGAGAAACAUUAAUGCAUGCGAUAAGCCUGGUGAAAUCCCCCAUGCCGUUAUCAUCAAUCAGGAACUCAAGGAGGUUUACAGUCAUAACUCUCGCCUAGAGUAUCAAUGUGAAAAUGGAUACACUGCAGGUCAAGCAAAUUACGGAGGAGCUAUCACUUGCCAAGACGGAUCCUGGACUGAACCACAAUCAUGCAGUUGCUCUCGCAGCGACGAGAUUCAGCAAAAUGCUUGCAAAUUUACCGAAACGCUGUAAGAUCUCCUGGCUUUGGAUUCAUCCACCGCAAACAGAGAAUGAAGUGACAUCAGAAACACCUGGAAGGAAACUUUUUCUUUUUUCAUUGACAUUCUGCUGUUUGUUGACAGUAAAUAUAAAAUGCUUGACUUUGUCUAAAAUAAAAUAUUUCGACAAGA
Molecule: messenger RNA, 902 nt
Organism: Poeciliopsis prolifica (blackstripe livebearer)
Lineage: Eukaryota; Metazoa; Chordata; Actinopteri; Cyprinodontiformes; Poeciliidae
Product: complement factor H-related protein 2-like
Exons: 6
Coding region: 73-744 (223 amino acids)
Source: RefSeq, a predicted model, not a curated record